Messenger RNA from Rhinocladiella mackenziei CBS 650.93, 1071 nucleotides. RefSeq lists its product as uncharacterized. Gene Ontology annotation, biological process: nucleotide-excision repair; mitotic intra-S DNA damage checkpoint signaling; double-strand break repair via homologous recombination. Gene Ontology annotation, cellular component: checkpoint clamp complex; site of double-strand break; nucleolus. Lineage: Eukaryota; Fungi; Ascomycota; Eurotiomycetes; Chaetothyriales; Herpotrichiellaceae. Bases 1 to 1071 code for a protein of 356 amino acids. The record is from RefSeq and is a predicted model, not a curated record. The transcript has 3 exons.
AUGCGCUUCAAGAGCCAGAUCAAGAAUGUGAACCUUUUUGCAAAGUUCUGCGCCUCUUUGGCUUCGCUGGGCCAAAUUGCCUGGUGUCGAUUGAACGACGACGACGUUCAGUUCACGAUUGUCCCUGACAAAGGCAGUCAAGUAUGGUCCGUCCUGAAGCCCGAAACCGUCUUCGACACAUACAUUCUUCAAUCCGCCUCGCCGAAGAAUACGAUCAACCUCGAAGUCCCUAUCCAAGCCCUUUCCAGAGCUCUCCGUUCGGCAUAUGGUUCGACGUCCACUCAGAUCAGGCUGACCAAGAAAGACAAUGUGCCCAUGCUAUCGUUGACAAUAGUCACCAAUACAUUCAGUAGUGGGAAUAAUGUUGUUGCGGCCCCAACGACCACAACCUCCCGACAUAGCGGCGAUGCUGGGGAACUCGACUUUACCGAUGAUAAUAUGGACGUAUCGUUUGCUGGCGCGAAUGGGGGUGGACCCAGAGAACGAGAGACCGUCAUUACUCAAGACAUCCCCGUGAAAGUACUGUCCAUGGAAGUCGUGGAGAGAAUCCACCAGCCUCGAACCCCAGAGCCAGACGUGAAUAUUUAUCUUCCUCCUUUGGCACAAGUAAAAACAAUCUCCGAACGCUUCACAAGACUCGCCAUGGCGACCACGAAGGGAUCUUCCUCUACCGGCCCCAGAUUGGAGCUCAGCGCCAAUAUGCACGGUUCGCUCAAGAUUGCGGUGAAAACCGACGCGCUCAAUAUCUCAAGCCGCUGGACUGGUCUCCUCAAUCCGGAACUUGACCCGGCGCAUUUUCCCGACGGAUCACAAGGCGUGAGAGACCAUCCCAGCACAAAAAUGAAAGAGCUUGGCGGACCAACCGGGGAGAACCAGGCUGGGUGGUCCAGGGUCCGCAUUGACGCCAAAGACUGGUCGAGAGUGCUCAGCGUAGGUCGAGUCAGUGCCAGAGUCAUUGCCUGUUUCAUCAAUGAUGGCGGCCUAGUGUUGUAUGUAUAUCUGCCUAAUGACGAGAAUGGUAGUGAAGAUGAAUCAUGUCUUACGUACUAUAUCAGCUCCUUCUCUGCCUAG